AUGUAUGUAGAUGACAUUAUUUUUGGUUCUUCAAAUGAAGAGCUUUGUCAGGAAUUCGAACAAGUUAUGAAAUCAAAAUUUGAGAUGAGUGCAAUAGGUGAACUGAAGUUUUUCAUUAGGCUGCAAGCGGAUCAAGAAGUGAAUGGCACGUAUAUUCAUCAGACGAAGUACAUCCAUGAGAUCCUCAAGCGAUUCAACAUGAAAGAAAAUGUGCCUUACGAAACUCCGUUGCCUACCAAUCAUAAGUUAUCUGAUGAAAAGGACAAAGAUCCUGAAGUGGAUCCUUCAGUUUAUCGUGCAAUGAUUGGUUCUUUAAUGUAUCUUACUCCAUCUCGACCCGACAUAAUGUUUUCAGUAUGUUUAUGUUCUAGGUACCAAGCCACUCCGAGAAUAUCACAUUUGAAAGCCGUCAAACGGAUUUUCCGCUAUCUUAAAGGCAAACCAAGACUUGAAUUAUGGUAUCCAGUCUAG
Messenger RNA from Helianthus annuus (common sunflower), 471 nucleotides. RefSeq lists its product as uncharacterized. The transcript has a single exon. The record is from RefSeq and is a predicted model, not a curated record. Lineage: Eukaryota; Viridiplantae; Streptophyta; Magnoliopsida; Asterales; Asteraceae. The coding region runs from base 1 to 471 and encodes 156 amino acids.